Molecule: messenger RNA, 1404 nt
Organism: Salvia splendens (bonfire salvia)
Lineage: Eukaryota; Viridiplantae; Streptophyta; Magnoliopsida; Lamiales; Lamiaceae
Product: IAA-amino acid hydrolase ILR1-like 7
Exons: 5
Coding region: 388-1293 (301 amino acids)
Biological process (GO): auxin metabolic process
Cellular component (GO): endoplasmic reticulum
Molecular function (GO): IAA-Ala conjugate hydrolase activity
Source: RefSeq, a predicted model, not a curated record
CCCAUUUCGGUGUCCGCCCGCGCCCUCCACUAUAGCCCGCCCGCACCCCGCCCCAACCCGCGGCUAUAGCCGCGGGCUCCUCGUAGUGGAUACCCGUUUAGGCCAUGUCUCCCUCCACCGUGAUGGAGUUUGGGCUGUGGGAACUGAGUGGCUAACUCGUGAGCUGUUGGAAUCGGCGAGGGAUGCGGAGUUCUUCGCGUGGUUGAAACGGUUAGGCGGAGACUCCACGAGUAUCCGGAACUCGCAUUUCAAGAGAACCGAACGAGUCAACUCAUUCGAACCGAGCUCGACUCGCUAGGUAUUCGCUAUGAGUGGCCUGUCGCUGAAACCGGCGUCGUCGCCACUAUUGGCUCCGGUGCUAGCCCCUGCUUCGCUCUUAGAGCUGACAUGGACGCCCUUUCUAUUCAGGAAUUAGUGGAAUGGGAGCACAAGAGCAAAAUUGAUGCCAAAAUGCACGCUUGUGGUCACGAUGCUCAUGUCACAAUGCUGCUCGGAGCAGGUAAAUUGUUGCAGAAAAACCACCGUAGAUUGAAGGUCACCAUUAAACUUGUUUUUCAACCUGGGAAAGAAGGUCAUGCUGGUGCCUACCAUAUGAGAGAGCAAGGUGCUUUAGACGGAGUUGAAGCCAUUUUUGGCUUACACGUUGAUCCGACUUUGCCAACUGGUGCUGUCAGCUCCAAACCUGGUCCAAUGCUUGCUGGGUCAGGCCGGUUUUCUGUUGUCAUUCGUGGGAAAGGUGGGCACGCAGCGAGUCCCCAUAACACUAGAGAUCCGAUUCUUGCUCUUUCUGUGGUGGUUCUUGCACUCCAACAUAUUGUUUCGCGGGAGACUGAUCCUCUCGAGCCAAGAGUGAUAGAAGCUCAAGCAGCAGUCCAUCAAUGUAGUGCUGUGCUUGAUUUCAUGGAGGAGAAGCUGAUACCGUACCCUGCAACAAUCAACGAUCCUGUUAUGUACACGCAUGCUAAAAGGGUCGGGGAGAGCUUGCUCGGGGAGCACGGUGUGCAGCUCAUACCGAUGAUAAUGGGAGCCGAGGACUUCAGCUUCUACGCAGAGAAGAAGAUACCUGCAGCAUUCUUCAUGAUUGAAGAGAGAAACGAAACCAUGAAGUCAAUCAAAGGCUUGCACUCGCCCCACUUCACAUUAGACGAGGGUGCUCUCUCUGUGGGUGACGGUAGAGGAGGAAAACACGAUGGUGAUAAAGAGCAACGGGAAGAGGAAGAGAGAGGAAGGGGAGGAGGAGGAAGGUUACAAGUAUAUACGGCUGGAGAGGAGGCCGCCGCAGAAGCUUACUAGGAAGUUCCGGCUGCCGGAUAAAUGCAACGUGUCGGCGAUCAGCGCAAUCCACCUUCAAAAUCAGCAUCAAACACCAUAUCCACAAAGGCACACAGUAAUCACACAGUGAGA